UAGAUAGAUAUUCAUCGUCAAACACUGACAUACAAAAGUACGGGUUUGACGAACAAAAACACCCGACCUAGGUAUCACUUCCGCCCAUUCAGAUCAUCAAAUAUCUCGAUCCGAUUUUCAAUUACAGUCAUAUCUCAAUGAUAACGAUGAUAAUCCAGGUAGAAUGAUCUGUUGAGAUGUACCACAAAGAUGCAUCUUUUAACAGUAAAGAUUCAAUUUUUACGAUGCUAGUAAUGGAGUGGCGGUUGACAAACAUAGAACUCGAUUCAGGUCUGGUCUUAAGAAUCAGAUCCGGCCUUUCAAACAUCUAAAUCUGAUGCUCAUGUCAUCUCACUGGAUCCGGCAUCUAUUUGGCCUGGAAGACUCAAACUUUAGGAGAUUUGUUAAACGCGUAACGGUUAAGGCACUGCCCCAGGUUGAUAGUUGGGGUUUGUAAGUGAUACACGAAGUGAAAAACUUAGUUUUAGGGUUGGUUCUUGUUUCCCCCCAAUUUCUACGUAAUCAUUCCUUGCCAAGUUAUUCAAGGAUCAGUACACCAUCUUAUUGCUAAGUCAAAAGAUUUUAUGAAGCAGCUACUUCCAGGAAAUGUUAUUGAAGAUCUUGAACUGGAGGUCUUCGAUGUAUAUGGUAAUCACGUUAAACAAGAUACGGAAAUGUUGUUGGAUAUGGUCGGAUUCUGUUAUCAACAUAAAACAAAGAGAAUACAGGUGGAUAAUCGUGGGUGUAUUGAUCUUAGUGGUCUGUUGAAAGUUUCGACAGGUUAUGCGGAAACUGUGUCACUGUCUGUCUUAUCGAACGAAAAAACUGUCUUUAGCGAGGAGUCCCAAACUGAGAAAAUGAUGAUAAGAGUUGCAACUGAGAUACCUGAGAAGUGUUUUACUGGCUCUCAACUGGAAAAUGUUGUGUUUGAAAUUGUCAAAUCUGAUGGUGUUAUCGACGAAACAGUAAACGAUAAUGAGAAGGGUGAUAUGUCCCAUGCUCUAGUAUUGAAGUCGGACUCAACAGAUUUAGAUGAUUCUGUGAAAUAUAGCUUUCGUCAUGGCUGAUGCCCUGUUUGUGCUAUUCCGCUUCCUCAGAUAGAAGGAAGUUUCUCCUUUCUUGCUGCACAUUCUCGCUACCCGAAGCUUAAUGUGUGACCAUAACGGUGCUUGUAGAGAAAGCUCCUGAAAUCGUGUAUGACAGUAGCCAGCCUCAGUGUACUCAUGAAGAUAAUUUAUUCCUUGAGAAGCCAUCCAAUAUUCCAAUUUGGAAACUCCAAAAGUUCAGCAUGACGAUUGAUCAAUAG
Messenger RNA from Daucus carota subsp. sativus, 1285 nucleotides. RefSeq names its product structural maintenance of chromosomes flexible hinge domain-containing protein GMI1-like. The coding region runs from base 564 to 1046 and encodes 160 amino acids. The record is from RefSeq and is a predicted model, not a curated record. NCBI's taxonomy places the organism in Eukaryota, Viridiplantae, Streptophyta, Magnoliopsida, Apiales, Apiaceae. The transcript is spliced from 10 exons.